UCUUUCUUUCUUUCUUUUUUCUUUUCAUUUUUAUAUGUCUUAUAUUCAACGUCAAAGAACACGUUUAAGAAUGAUGAACAAGGCGAGUUCAGUAUCUUCUUCUUCAGACCUGAUUGUUCCUUCAAUAGAAGAAUCGUUACAGGAUUGGCUAUCGAGAGAUAAUUCUUGUACAUACUUGUUGGAUAUCUGUCGCUGCUGUAAUAAAUCAAAUUGUGACAAUUUACAAACAUUAAUCCUUGGUAUUCAAAAGUUGGAAGAAGACGCUCGACUGGCGGCAGAAAUCGGCCAAAGUCUGCUCAAUAAGCAUGAACAAUAUGUGAUUGAAUCAAAUGAGGUUAUAUCUGGCCUUGAAAGUCAGGUGCAAGAGUCUCAAGAGAAGAUACAUGAAUUAGAACAGUUAUUAAUACAAUCAGAUACAGUUAAAUAUGACCUAGAACAAGAAAAAAACAAAUUAAAUUGGGAAUGGCAAAAGACACAAAAAAUGCUGGAUGAUACUUUACUUGAUGUCGAAUCCUAUCAUCAACGUAUAAAUCAAUUGACUAGCGAACUCGAUUCAAAGACAAGAGAAAUUGAUAAAUUAAAGAAAAUAAUGGCCCAUCAAGCAGGUGCAAGAGAAGACCAUCUUCGGUUCGCUCUUGAAGACAUGAAACAAGAGUUAGCCAAUUCAAAAAAGGCUGAGCUUUGUUUGGAGUCAAAAUAUAAAAAGUUGAAAGAAAAAUAUGACCAACUUUAUGAAGAAAAGAAACAAUUAACAAAUGAUCAGGAACCAAGCGAGAGACUGCGUAAGGAUCCAAACAAGAUUACAGCAUCCUCUUUACUUCUCAACAAUAAUUCAUAUAUCCAUAGCCCUACCGAAUUAAUACCAUCUGAUUAUAAUAAUAAUAAUAAUCAUUAUGUCGAGCUCAUCAAGGAGCUUGUGUCAGCUAAUAACAAACUAAGAACAGAUCUACUCACAUGCAAGGAUUUACUAUCUGAAAGUCGUACGGAGGCAGUUGGUUUAAUUGCUAAAAUCGAACAAGACUAUAUCGAUGAUGAUGACACCACCAUGACUGAUCAACAAGAGAUCUGGCCACAGAGUAACAUCACCUGCGACACAGUAUCCUCAUCCGCAGUCGUUCAUCACCAUUACCAUUAUCACAUGCGAAACAAUAAAGGAAAACCUUCGUCUUUAUCAUCCAAUCAAACGCCAUGCCAACCUACAGAGAAUAGCACAGAGGCCAUGUCACCUUAUCGUCACUUGCAUCAUCAACUCUGUGUCCUGCUUGAACGGUUACAGCAAACAGAUACAAGGGCACUCAACCGAAAACUACGUCGAGCUUUUGAUAUCUUUGAUCUCAGCAGCAUGAGUAAUUCGAUCAUUGAAAACAUCUUGACGGCAGAAAUCAAUGAACUUGCCCAUGUGUUUCCUUGUCAUUCGAAGGAACAGGAUUUUUCUCUUCUUGUUCAGGUAGCACAGGACAUGCUCAAAGAGAUCGGUCAGCUUCGAACCAACAUUAAUGACCUUCAGGUGGAAUAUGUGAAGAAGGUGGAAGAGAUAGAUAACCGAUUAGAGCAAGAGUUGAUGAAGAAAAAGUACCAAAAGGAACAAGCAAAGAAAAAAAAUACGGCAUUAACUUGGCUAUCUAGCGUGUUUCAAAAGAGUACAGCAUCCUCCAACAACAAGAUCAUUCAGCAGCAUGAAAUCAUCAUUCAUCCUCCAGCUAUCAUCAUCCCUUCUCCUCCUUCAAACAAGAUCGAAGAAUAUCGUAAUGGUCCUGCAUCAAGUUACCCUAUUCGGUCAUCUUUGCCCUCAGCCAAAAGAAGAAAUAACUAUGCUUUACACGCUUCUCAAAGCGCUAUUUUGCCUGUUCAAAAAUCUGUUUAUGUAAAAAAGAGACGAUCUUCUGUUAUCAUAAGUUCUGGAGACGCAACUACUUGGCUUGGAAACAAAAUUAAUCAAUAAAAAUCAAGAGUAAAAAAGUGUAUAAGAUACAAACACAAUGGAGGUGACGUGGACCGAAUUUUUUUUUGUUGCAAAAAAUAAGGAGUAUUUUUUCUCUCUUUUUUUUUCUUUGACUUUUUCCUUUUUUUUUUUUUUU
Rhizopus microsporus ATCC 52813 is the source of this 2078-nucleotide messenger RNA. RefSeq lists its product as uncharacterized. Bases 35 to 1942 code for a protein of 635 amino acids. The transcript is spliced from 6 exons. The record is from RefSeq and is a predicted model, not a curated record. Lineage: Eukaryota; Fungi; Mucoromycota; Mucoromycetes; Mucorales; Rhizopodaceae.